AUUACAAAGAAUCACAAAAUAAUCUUCUCUGCCCAAAUACAGCAUUUCUUGGAUAUGAACCCUGCGAGGCACAGCUUCUUGGCUGCUAGCCAGCCAUUCCUCCCAAGAGCGGGGUUCGGGAGGCAGGGGCAAAAAACUUAAUGGCGUUAAAAGCCUUCCAAACCUUUAGCUGUUAUAAAUAUAGUGAAAUUGAAACUCUCAAGGAGCUUUAUUCCAUCUGUUUUAUUUACAUAAUGUAGAUAUUUCUGAAUAUUGUUUUCAGGUAUUGUUGCCAAUGUCAUAUCACCAUUUUCCAGAGGACUUCAUUUCUGUCAAGUGAGGAGGACAUCGUACACCAUGGAUGGAUUCUGCCUUCUCCAUCUGCUGCUGAUCCUCUUAAUGAGAUCUGGUGACGUUGAAACCAAUCCAGGUCCUAACACUGCAGUAAGUACUGUCAGUGACAUGGAAUUCCUGAGGCUGGCCAAGGAUAUCCUUCCAUCUUACUAUGAGGCUGUAGGGAUAUCUCUAGGUUUCUCCUAUUCUGAGCUACAGAGCAUCCUGAUACUGAAGUGGAAUAACUAUCCAAAUGCCUUUUUGCACAUAUUCAUGAGAUGGAAUGUCAUGCAGCAACCUCCACACUCAAACAAACGGCAGCUUUUGGCAGACAAACUUCGAGAGAUUGACUUGGGUGGCCUAUCAGACAGAUUACUCAAUGAGCCUCUAAUUCCAAACAUCGCAGGAGGGCCAUCGAGACUGACAGAAUCACAGACCAAACCUCCUUCAGCUGAAUCUCAGACCAAACCACUUUCUACUGAACUGGUUGAGCAGUGUGCAAAUGAUUUCAAGUUCAAGUACAGGUCAACUGUUUGUAAGAUCAGAGCUGAUCCUCUCAAUCCAGCUUCCAUUGUGCAGUUUAAAGACAUGUAUACUAAUCUCUUCUUACAAGAAGAGCAUGGGACAGAGAAGCGAAUGCUAGAUUACAAUGAUAUCCUUGAUCUCAAAGUCAAUGGAGAGUUCCCCAAGCGGAUCAUGGUUCAGGGGGAGGCAGGAGUUGGAAAAACUACAUUUUGUGCUAAGAUUGCCUGGGACUGGAUUGAAGGGAGGUAUUUCAGUCACUUUGUGUGGGUCUUGAUUGUUCCUCUACGUGAAUUUAAGAAGCACACUAUUGGCGAGAUUGCAAAGUCUUAUCUGGCCAAAAACAAUCCAGCAACGGUUUCUCAGAUGACUGAUUAUAUCCAGUCAAAUCCUGACAAGGUAUUCAUCGCAUUUGAUGGGCUAGACGAAGUCAGUGGCCUAAUCAUGAAGACAAAAUCUUGCGAAUCAGAGCCAAGUGUCACCUCCUCUGGGGCAUGCGGAAGCUCAUCUGAGACUGUUGAUAUUGGACUUGUAGAUAUUCUUUGUUCAGAUCAACUUGCCUCUUGCCCAGUCUUGGUGACCACUCGCCCAUGGAGAGCAGUAGAGAUUAGAUCAGAUGGUGAUCUAAUGAAGCUCUACACAUUCAUUCAUGUUGAGGGUUUCAACAGAGAGAAUUUGUCAGUUUACAUUCACAAAUACUUUCCAAAGAAUGAUGAUAAAGCAAAUCAGCUUAUCCAAUUCUUCAGUGAUAAUGAUGUCAUAUCUGAAAACAUGGCCCACUAUCCUAUAUAUGUAGCGAUGUUGUGUCUUAUGUGGAAAGAACGUGACGAACAAAAACUAAAGGAAAUGAAAUCACUGAAAACUUUUUCUCAGAUAUUCAAAGCAAUGAUUGCCUUUCUAAAAGAACAUUAUGCUCAGAAAGAGGUGAAGAAAGUAGGCAGCCGCUCACUUAUUGCCUAUUUGAAAAAAAUUGAUGAGCUCCUUGGACCGAUUGCCAAACAAGCCUUAAAUGGUCUGCUAGAAAAUACCUUGACUUUCGGUGAAGAUGAUUUCCAAACGUGCCAAGAAAUAGAAUCCAAGGACACUGCCUGCCGGGUCGGGAUUUUGUCUCAGGAGGACAGAAUUAAUGCUGACAUGGAUACACAUGAGAGGAAUUCUCAUGUGCAAUUGCGAGUCUUCUUCCCUCACAAACUGUUUCAGGAGUACAUGGCUGGAGUCCAUCUUGCUUCCCUGUAUGAAUCAGAUUGUAAUGAAUUCAACAGGCUGAUUGAGCAAGUAGUGCUGCCAAGGAAGGAGGAGUUUAGGUAUCUCCUGUACUUGACUGUGUCACACAACAAAAGUAUUGCAACCCAUGUAAUGGACUCUAUGCUUCAGGGACUUAGAAUGAAUUUUGGGUACAUAGAUGAAAAGUUACCUUUCAUGCCUCAGGGACCACAUAUGAACAGAUGGGCUGCACAGAUACAGUUGGGUUUCAUUGUUGAUGUAGCCUUUGAGAGUCAGGACGCAGAUGUAGCAACCUUGGUGAAGGACAGGGUUCUAUCAGAGGAGAUUAGGCCGAGUAUACACGUACAUGAAGACAUGACAGCACACACUGUAGCAGGUUAUGCAUUCAUUGGACCACAUGUGGUUAAACUCGAGAUUGAGAGAGAUUGUGGACCUACUACGUCACUUGAUCUGGCAGAGAUGAUAUGCUUUUUGCCAUCCUUGAAGAUUGUUUAUCUUAAAGGUGCAUUCCAUCAUUGUUUUUUUGCAACACUUGCAAGGAAAGGAAAAGAAUCAACGGUGAGUAGUUCAUCUACAAUUGUGAUGUACAUGGAUGUGUGA
This is a messenger RNA of Strongylocentrotus purpuratus (purple sea urchin), 2658 nucleotides long. RefSeq lists its product as uncharacterized. The record is from RefSeq and is a predicted model, not a curated record. Lineage: Eukaryota; Metazoa; Echinodermata; Echinoidea; Camarodonta; Strongylocentrotidae. The transcript is spliced from 4 exons. The coding region runs from base 337 to 2658 and encodes 773 amino acids.